Plasmodium inui San Antonio 1 is the source of this 417-nucleotide messenger RNA. RefSeq lists its product as hypothetical. The record is from RefSeq and is a predicted model, not a curated record. The transcript has 2 exons. Bases 1 to 417 code for a protein of 138 amino acids. Lineage: Eukaryota; Apicomplexa; Aconoidasida; Haemosporida; Plasmodiidae.
AUGCAGAAAUAUCUAGAAGAUAAGGAGAAGGUCCUAGGGAUCACAGGAGGAGACGCGGAGGAAACCACAGUGGCGAAGGUCGUGAAGGGGUUGCUAGGUGCAGGGAUAGGGGGGGGACUGAUUCCAUUUGCCUGGUAUAUAUGGAAAAGGAUCUUUAAGCCCAGCCAGGAAAGAAGGCAGAGGGUGAUGGGCGUGGGUUAUGUCAGGACAGCCGAAGGAGAAGGUAGCACUACCGACGUCUCAUCCGAAGAGUUUCAGGACCCGAUGAGGAGGAGUUCUGAGAAGAUAGAGGAGAAGCAGGGACGACUCCGGGGGAAUAGAGGCAAGGAAUUCCCGAUGUCCUCCGUGGAAAACGAAGCUAUUGUUAGCCGUGAAGUCCAAAUUCCCCUAUCCAAACGGAUAAGCUGCCACGCCUGA